AUGGCAGGGCAUGCCCCACAACACUACGAUAUUCUGCAGAACGACAAAUAUGGACGAUAUUUAGUGGCUAACAAGAAUAUAGACAGUGGAGAGUUGAUUUUUACAGACACACCGUUUGCUUUUGGGCCCAAACCAGACACUUGUCCGAUAUGUCUUGGUUGCUACGCCGCUGUAGAAGGACGACUGUGCUCGAAGUGUGGAUGGCCGAUAUGCAGCAAAGAGUGCGAGUCUGCGCCUGCGCACGUAGGCGAAUGCGACGUUUUCAGGGCCGCAAACGUUCGAUUCCAGCCCACCGACGACUGGACGGCAGCUUCGCCGCAGCUUGAUUGCAUCACACCUUUGAGAUUACUUUUGGCGAAAGAAAAGAACCCCGAGCGAUGGCAGCGAGAGGUGUCAACGAUGGAAACUCACACAGAAGCUCGCAAGCAGCGACCAUCUUGGGCUGCCGACCAAAUAAAUGUGGUAGACUUUCUCAUUGACCAUUGCAAGCUCGGCAACCGAUUCGACAAAGAACUGGUGCAGAGCGUCUGUGGAAUCCUUGAGGUUAAUUCCGUAGAAAUUCCUUCGAGGGGAGGAUUCAGCAUAAGGGCUAUUUAUCCACAGCUGGCUAUCGCAGCGCAUAGUUGCGUACCUAAUAUUGUGCACUCUAUCCUGCAAAGCAACUACCAAGUACAAGUGAGAGCAGCGGUCUCUAUUAAGUCUGGAGAUAUGUUGCACUUAUGCUAUACUUAUGCAUUGUCACCGACUAUAGUGCGACAGGAUUUUCUAUUUGAUUCUAAAUUCUUUAAGUGCGAAUGCGCUCGUUGUGCUGAUCCGACCGAAUUAGGCACGCAUCUUAGCACCCUUAAAUGUCAAAAGUGCGAUAAUGGUGUAGUAAUGGCUGUAAAUCCCCUGGAUGGUGAAACAAAGUGGAUGUGUACGGAAAAACAGUGCGCGUUCAAAACGUCGACAACGGCAAUGCGUAAAAUGUUAGCAGUAGUGCAGGCGGAUAUCGACCAGCUCGACGCCCUGGAGCCCGGUCCGCAGGCUAUCGAGCAGAGAGAGGCCACUUUAAAUAAGUUCAAGUCGGUAUUCCAUCCGCGGCAUUCGUUGCUUCUUUCCAUCAAGCAUUCGCUGGCGCAACUCUACGGGCGCGUGGAAGGUUAUGAAAUUGACGAGUUACCUGAUAUAGUACUUGAGCGUAAGGCAGAAUUUUGUCGCCUCGUGCUCAACACACUGGAUAUAGUUAUGCCUGGAGAAUCACGUAUGAGAGGUAUGAUGCUGUACGAGCUACAUGCACCGUUGAUGUUUUUGGCAAGAAGCGAAUUCAGUGCAGGCCUUAUAACUCAGGAAAAAUUAAAAGACCGUCUGCAAGAACCUAUUAAUUGCUUAGCAGAUGCAGCACGAAUACUAUCACGGGAAGACCCUCAGAGUCCUGAAGGCAUUACAGGGCAAAUUGCCUUCCAGUCUAUGGAACAACUAAAAGCCAGUAUUGAAUCUUUAUAG
Diatraea saccharalis (sugarcane borer) is the source of this 1485-nucleotide messenger RNA. The record is from the annotation of a GenBank genome assembly. NCBI's taxonomy places the organism in Eukaryota, Metazoa, Arthropoda, Insecta, Lepidoptera, Crambidae.